GUUUGAUGGCCACAACCACCAAAAAUCCUGCCCGCAUACAAUCCCGCUCGAAGGUUAUCAUUCUGCAUGUCAGUUGCAGAUCGUAUGGUUCUAGCAUUCAACAAUGCCUUCACUACUGGCUUAUAACGAUGUGUCGGGAGAUAUUAUGAUGGCGCGCAAGAGGACCGUCAGCAGUCGAUCAUCGGAGCAACCUGUCAUGAAGCGGCGCAAAACGACUGGACUGAACUCUCGCUUCGACCGGAUGAUCGAGACCGUCAAUAUAUUGCAUACAUCUCCUGCGAGCUCCAAGAGCUCCCACUCAGGAAGGCGUCGUCGCGCCGCAUCAUCCUCUUCCGCCAGCGCUGCAGAGUACGACAUGCCGAGAACACCCGUAGACGCAUACAACGAGCUCCACGGAGGUCGACUCGGGGCUGACUUCGCGGUCAUCAAGAUGCAUGCUGGUGGUCGUGAAAGACUUGACGAACCUGGGAUUUCUGGAGAGUAUCGGAACAGCAGAAGGCGAUCCCGGAAACUUCCCUCUAUCCCCGCAUGGCUCAACAAUACGCUCUCUACGCUUGACGUGCACCACCCUCUCCGCACUCUACUACCACCACAUUCGACAACCGUUCCGGUGAGGCCCGGUGUAUGCGUAGAGCCCAGAGUACACGAGGAUGCACCCGUGCUGAACCCUGCAGUGCCUGUUGAACAAGCCAUCAAUGACGGCUCUGUCUUCGCGUUCAACCCUCCGAGUCCAGGAAGUCCUCCGACCGCGCAUAUACCCAAUCCAGGCGCAGGGAAUCCAUCGGUUACGGGACGCCUCGCGAGUAACUUCGCUUUGUCCCGAGACCGCAUCGUGGGCGACAUUUACUCGGUCUCCCACACGACAUCUCGCCUCUCGUCCGUAUCCGGCGGAAGACCGAACUUGAGCGAGGAUCUCCUGCCCGUGCCGUUCUCCACUCCUGGGCCUGCUUCCUCUGUCGGUGCAGUGCCUCCUUCCGACUUUCCGCUGGAGUCCGCUAGUCGCGACGACGCUGAACAUACCAUGCUCCUCGAAGAGUCUAUUGGGGUCACCAAAAAUGGAUUAUUCAGUAAAAAUCCUUUCGCUGUAAUACUAGGUCCACAGGCAGACACGCCGCUUCUUGAAGACUACGAUCCGGACGACUUUGUGAUGACUAGCUACGGCGUUCGCUUAGCUGCUUCCUCUGCACUCGCCCAGAACACCUCGAUGGCUAUGCUUGUCGCUAGUUCAACUCGCUCUUCGGGACAUACUGGAUGUAUGCCCUCGGCCACCACUACGGGACUAGACCGUACUCUUGGAGGCGAAGUCGCUCGCUCCUGUUCUCCGUUCUGUCUUGAACGUAUGUCAUCGCCUGCCCCACAACAGCCGUCGAAGUCUUCUUUCGGGCUAGAGCGGACAAACGAAUGUACCCCACUCAGACCGAUUCCAUUUUAUUUCGACUCGCCUGCAGAAGAUCCCUGCAGCUCGGAUCCUCUCGAGGAAGAUGACUAUAUGCUGCCCGAGGACCUCACUGCCAUCGAUUUCAAAUGGGAAAAGUUUGACCGCGGAUGCAUCGGCGAGACUCAUACGACGUCGGAUCUGUCCUCGUCAGACAUCUCCGCUAGUACUGCUGGUCUUCGGGUCGCGCCUUUCCUACGUGAAUCCGCAGGUCGCGUUCCGCGUACCCCCGUACUGGGAGAGGAUACGGUGCAACCUUCAUCAAGCUCUGACGUCCCAGCUCCGGUCCCCGGCGAUUUGCAAGAACUGUCUGACGAUGAUGAUGGGACGUGGAUCGUGCCCUCGACCGGCCUGGCUCAGCCGGGCGCGCGACACACUGUGAGCGGUGUUAGAACGGCCUCAAGAGACGGCGCGGCAAAGGAUACGCCUCGCUCUCCUCGUCUACCUGUCUUUGCGCCAGCGCCGGGCAUUUUCCUGUCUCCCCUUCGGAAGGCGGCAGAAAUCGGCUCGAAUGUGACUCCAGAGAAAAAGCCCAGCGUCGUACUCAAUACUCCAGGAGAAGAAGUGGCGGACCACGACUAUCGCAGGACUCCACCGUGUGAGCCAGCACAAGGUCCAGCUUCUGAACAACCUCUUGCAGAAACAAGGCAUCCCGCAACGCCAGCUCGCACUGCGGUUGAACGAGAAGCUCGGGAUCAUCUUCGUACGUCACCAAGCGUCAGGUCAAGAGGCAGAAGCUCCAGGUUUCCCGCUUUCGCGUCGCCGGCCGUCAAGGAGGUGGUUAAGGAGGAUGUCAGAGGACAGAUCGGUACAGCGGGCACUGAUGGCAAUCAUGCUUAUACGCCGACCUGUUCCCAGGAGUCUCAUGACACCAUCGAGUCGUGGACAGAGCAUAGGUAGAUUCCUGAGACUGGAUCCGAACGUGAUCGUUAGCCACGUAUUUCGGGCAUAACAAACCAAAUCAAUCAACUUACAACGGCGGGGCCCUUGAAAUUGACAAACAGCC
Messenger RNA from Fomitopsis serialis, 2441 nucleotides. RefSeq lists its product as uncharacterized. The transcript is spliced from 3 exons. Lineage: Eukaryota; Fungi; Basidiomycota; Agaricomycetes; Polyporales; Fomitopsidaceae. The record is from RefSeq and is a predicted model, not a curated record. The coding region runs from base 104 to 2335 and encodes 743 amino acids.